This is a messenger RNA of Apiotrichum porosum, 1740 nucleotides long. RefSeq lists its product as uncharacterized. Gene Ontology annotation, cellular component: membrane. NCBI's taxonomy places the organism in Eukaryota, Fungi, Basidiomycota, Tremellomycetes, Trichosporonales, Trichosporonaceae. The record is from RefSeq and is a predicted model, not a curated record. Gene Ontology annotation, biological process: transmembrane transport. The transcript is spliced from 6 exons. The coding region runs from base 1 to 1740 and encodes 579 amino acids. Gene Ontology annotation, molecular function: transmembrane transporter activity.
AUGUCCACGGCCACAUCUUCCCCCACCCUCAAGCCCACUGCAGACAUGGGCGAUAUUAAGCGUUCCUCGGCCGCAAGCUCCGCCACUGGUGUGGCAGUCGCGACGCCACAGCACGACAAGGACAAGACGGAGCCCGAGCCACUGGCGUCUCCGACGUUGACCCACACCGAGCUCGUCACCGCCAAGAACGAGCGCGCUGCCGAGGUGGGCGAGUACGAGGCGGACCCGGAGCACCCGCUUGCCGUCCUCAGCAGUGUCCGCAAGCACGUCCUCCUCCUGAUCUUCUCCAUUGCCACGUUUGUCGAUGUCUGUAACGUCUCAGGCGUCGCUAUUGCUGUCGCGCAGAUUGCCGUCGACAUUGACCUCAAGACGUCCCAGACUGUCUGGAUUAUCACUGCCUACUCGCUCUGCUUUGCCUCGUGCAUGCUGCUCAUGGGCCGCAUGAGUGACCUGUUCCCGGCCCAGAUCGUCUUUGAGACGGGAUUUGUCCUCCUCGGUAUCCUCUCCCUCGUCACCUCGUUUGUCACCACCAACAAGUUUGGCUUCCUGAUCCUCCGUGGCCUCGGUGGCAUUGCCGGAUCGAUGACGAUUCCCUCAGCCUACCACCUCAUGGUGCACAUGUUCCCGGACCCCGAGGAGAAGGAGAAGAAACUCGCGCUCCUGGGUCUCGCCGGCGCCCUCGGCAACGUCCUCGGCCUCGUCCUGGCCGGCAUCACGAUGCUGGCGUCGUACCACUGGUUCUUCCGCCUCAUGGCCAUCAUCUGCAUCGUGUUUGGCGUGCUCACCAUCUUCCUCCUCCCCAACACCCCCUCGGGCUGGGUUCCCGACGGCGUGCCCCGCUGGCGCCGCCUGGACAUUGUCGGCGUCAUCCUCAUGGCCGGCGCGCUCAUCACGUUCAUCCUCGCACUCACCCAGGGCCCGAUUGACGGCUGGGGGUCGGCGUCGUUCAUUGCCCCGCUCGUCAUUGCGUUCUUCCUCGCGCCCCUCUUCUUCGUCUGGGAGGGCCGCAUCCAGCCCAAGUCGGCCGUGCUCCCGGCCACGGUUUGGAAGAUUAAGAACAUGACCCUCGCGUCCGUCGUCGUCAUGCUCCCGUUUGCGUACUGGGCCACCUCGCAGCUGCUGUACGCCACGUACUGGCAGUGGGUCACCGGCUGGAAGCCUCUGCACGUCGCGGCCGCCAUCCUCCCGCAGGGUAUCUCGGCUCUGAUCGUCGGAGGCGCCACCCAGGCCUUCCCCCAGAUCAUUACCAAGCCCCGCAUCUCGGUUCCCAUCGGCUCCGUCCUGAUCAUGAUCUCCGAGGUGCUCAUGUACUACUCUGACGGCGGUGUCGACAACCUCGACUACUGGAAGUACUGCUUCCCCGCGUUCAUCCUCGGCUCCAUCGGCGCCCUCAUCACAUACAUGGGCUCGGGCAUCAACCUCAUCACAUUCUGCCCUCCCGAAAUGGGCGGUGUCGCCGGCGCGUGGACGCAGGUCAUGUCGCAGGUCGGCGGCGCGAUCCUGCUGGCCAUCCAGGCCGGUCUCGAGGCGCCCGACCUGCACGACUGGCGCACCAACGCGCGCAGCUUUUGGUUUGUGUUUGGCGCGUUCGCCGCCGCCGGUGCCUCGUACGUCGUCUUCUACGACCAGCCCAUCUCCACCGAGGAAGAACACAUCAAGACCCGCCAGCGCAUCCGUGAGGUCGAGGAGCGCUUCGCCCAGCGCGACGCUGGCAAGGCUGAGAAGAGCUCGGUUGCGUAA